Colletotrichum graminicola M1.001 is the source of this 8004-nucleotide messenger RNA. Its product is annotated as KR domain-containing protein. The transcript has 5 exons. Lineage: Eukaryota; Fungi; Ascomycota; Sordariomycetes; Glomerellales; Glomerellaceae. The coding region runs from base 1 to 8004 and encodes 2667 amino acids. Gene Ontology annotation, biological process: fatty acid biosynthetic process; secondary metabolite biosynthetic process. The record is from RefSeq and is a predicted model, not a curated record. Gene Ontology annotation, molecular function: oxidoreductase activity; phosphopantetheine binding; 3-oxoacyl-[acyl-carrier-protein] synthase activity.
AUGCUGCCGGCAACAUCACCAGUCUCAAUGGGAGAACAAAGAAGCCUUCAAAGUGAGCCCAUAGCUAUCAUCGGUCUGAACCUCAAGUUCCCCGGUGAAGCUACGUCAAUGCAGGCCUUUUGGGCCAUGCUAGAGAAUGGGCUCAACGCGUCAUGUGAGGUGCCCGCCGGGCGGUUCAAUAUCGAUGCCUUCUAUCAUCCCGACCCUGCACGCCUGGAUAGUAUCCGCGUACGGAAGGCCCAUUUUAUGGCCGAAGACCCUCGGGCCUUCGAUGCCGCCUUCUUCAACAUGUCGCCAGCUGAAGCUUCCAUCCUUGAUCCCCAACAACGCGGCCUACUUGAGGGAGCAUAUCACACGUUCGAGAACGCCGGCAUCGCAAUGGAAUGUGCGGCGGGCUCGAAAACAUCCGUGUUCUGCGCAUCUUUCGGGCGGGACAGUGACGCCAUCGUCGCUCGCGACCCGGCCUUCCAGUCGCGCUACCAGGCAACGGCCUCGGGGUCCUCCAUGCUCUCAAACCGCAUCAGUCACUUCUUUGACCUGCGAGGACCGUCUCUGACUGUGGACACGGCGUGCUCCAGCGGCCUAUACGCCGUCCAUCUGGCAUGUCAAAGCAUUAUGGCCGGUGAGUCGAACAUGAGCUUGGUGUGCGGCUCGAAUACAUACAUCACGCCGGAAUGUAUGAGCCUCCCCCUUAGCAAUGCCGGCUUUCUUUCGCCCGAUGGACGCUCAUAUAGCUUUGAUAAGAAGGGCAAUGGCUAUGGCCGCGGUGAGGGCUACGCCUUUGUGCUGCUUAAGCCCCUCCAUAAAGCCAUAGAGGACGGCGACCCAAUUCGCGCUGUAAUUCGCGCCACGGGCGUCAACCAGGACGGCCGCACGCCAAGCAUCACACAGCCAAGCUCGCAGGCUCAGGCGGACCUGAUUCGAAGCACGUACCGGACAGCGGGUCUGAGCCUUGACGACACGGGCUACGUCGAGGCGCACGGCACAGGAACGCCCGUUGGAGACCCCCUGGAGGCAGCUGCCAUCAGCCAAGUCUUCCAGACGGCGUCGAGGAGCGAGCCCCUGGUGGUUGGCUCAGUCAAGUCCAACAUCGGCCACCUGGAGGGCGCUAGCGGCCUCGCCGGUCUGCUCAAGACGGUUCUGGCGUUGGAAAGAGGCGUCAUUCCGCCCAUCGCCGACUUCGAAGAAGCCAACCCCGCCAUCCAGGCCAGCGUGUCUGGGAUCGAUUUCCCGUCUCGGCCUGUGACCUGGCAGAAGCCAAUGCCUGGGUUCCGUCGCGCAUCUGUCAGCUCUUUUGGUUACGGUGGGUCCAAUGCUCAUGUUGUGCUAGACGAUGCCUACAAUUACUUGCGGAUGCGCGGUCUCAAAGGCUGCACCGCCUCCGCUGGUCUCGUCGACGGUGGAGUCUCUGUCAAUGGUGCCACCAGGCAUACAAACGGCACAAACGGUCAUCUUUCUGCUAAUGGUACCAAUAAAACCAGUAAAACAGACAGCGGCAGCUCUGUCGACAGCGAGGCCGAUGAUAAUAUGCCUACUGUGCUGCUGACGUUUGCCGCGGCUGACGAGGCCGGACUGCAACGACAGGCAAUGGCAUUGCAGAGAUACCUCGAGUCGCACUCCCCCCAUCUCGGCAACCAGCCCGACAAUGUGUUCUUGGUCGACGUAGCACACACUAUAUCGCACCGCAGCGCCAUGGCCUGGCGUGCCUUUGCUGUGGUAACGUCAGAAGCCCGAGUUCGAAAAGGCCUUGUCGAUAUCCUGUCUCCUGCCCACCACGCGGUUCCGUCCAAGACACCAAACCUGACGUUCAUUUUCACCGGCCAGGGCGCCCAGUACGCGCGCAUGGGCGUUGGUCUGAUGCGAUACGAGGUGUUCCGGCGGAGUAUUCAUGAGUGCGACGAGUUCCUGCGAUCGCUCGGAUGUGGCUGGUCUGUUAUCGAGGAAUUGGGUGCGCUCCCGGAGUCUUCCAAGAUCAACGAGGCGAACCUGUCGCAGCCCCUUUGCACGGCUCUACAAGUCGCGGCAGUCGACCUAUUGAGGUCGUGGGGCAUCGUUCCGCGGUCAGUGUGCGGUCAUUCGUCGGGCGAAGUCGCUGCGGCGUACUGCGCGGGAGGCCUAGAUCGUAAAUCGGCAUGGAUGAUUGCCUACUUCCGGGGUGUCGUAUCUGGCAAAGUAUCUUCCGAUGCCACUCAAGACAAGACGACGAUGAUGGCAGUCGGUCUGAGUCGAGAUGCCGUUCGCGGGUAUCUCUCACAAGGUGUGUCGGUCGCCUGUGUCAACAGCCCUUCUAAUGUUACUCUGUCGGGGCCGGUUACCGAGAUCGACGCCAUCGCCGAGGCGCUUGAUAAGGCGCAAGUCUUUGCACGCAAGUUGUCGGUCAAGGUCGCAUACCAUUCCCGUUUUAUGGAGGUCGUGGCAGCAGAGUACCAUGAUCUCAUCCGGGAUAUUUCCAAGCCCACUUCCGAGACGACUAAAGGUCUCGGCGACGGUUCUUCCGGCAUCAGAUUCUACUCAUCAACUUAUGGCGGAAGGCUGGAGACAAUGUCGGCCUUGACCCAGCCUGCAUACUGGGUGAAGAACUUGGUCUCGCCUGUCCUGUUCUCGGACGCGAUGGAGGCCAUUGUAAAAGAUCAACCCCAGGGUGUGCCUAUGUUCUUCGUGGAGAUGGGACCACAAAGUGCCUUGCGACGGCCGAUCCAAGAGACAAUGACUCAGCUCACCUCAAAGACCCCCAAGGGCAAGUGGCGAUACGUCUGCAUCCUGAAGAAAGACGCCGCCGACGAACGGUCUAUACUGGAGACCGCUGGUACCCUCUGGGCGUCCGGGCUUGCCGUGCGCUUAGACAAGCUCAAUCAAGACGCCAUGAGGGCCUGUCGCAAACCCAAGCAUGUCUUUGACCUGCCCUCUUAUCCUUUCGCCCGGCCUCGGGAGCUGUGGGAAGAGAGCCGACUCAGUCGCAACUUUGCAAUGCGUCAGCAUCGUCGGCAUGCCCUCCUCGGCGUCCGAGAGCGCGAUUGGAAUAGCGGGGAGGCCAGCUGGCGCCAUCUGAUCAGACAUCAAGAGAACCCCUGGAUCCUGGACCACGCCCUCAACGGCUCCCCGCUAUAUCCGGGCUCGGGAAUGCUGGUGAUGGCCAUCGAAGCAGCACGCCAGCUAGCUUCCGCUUCGGCCGAUGGUCGAAUUAGGGCUUACCGGUUAGAUAACGUCCGUUUCCUCCGGUCCGUCGACGCCAAUGACACGGAGCGUGGCUCUGAGGCCAAGAUUGUGCUGCGACCGCGCCGACAGACGACCAAUACAGGCAGCCAGCAGUUCUGCUACGACUGGCGCGUCUUUGGCAUCAACAAUGACGACUGGAUCGAGUGCGCGCACGGCGCUAUUCAAGUAGAGAUGGACCCUCAACAAGGAACUGAGGCCGAACAAGUCGCCAGAUCUGAGGCUCGCCGCGCUCGUCUCGCCGCGUCUCUCACGAGCCAAGUGAGGACGGUCGCGGACAAAUGCCGGCUGAUGGUGCAUCCUAGCCAGCUGUACAAACACAUGUCAGAGCUGUCGGGCUUUGAUUACGGCCCGUACUUCCAGUGCCUCAGCGAUAUCUCGUACGACAGAGACGGACACGCGACGGCAACGUUGCGGCUACGGGACUUCGCGAGUAAGAUGGCGUACGCCGCAGAGGACCCUUGCGUGAUCCACCCGACUACUCUCGACGCGAUAUGUCAUCUCCAAAUGGUGGCCCUGUCCCAGGGUGGCUGGAACGCUGUGCCUACCAUGAUGUUUUCCCAUCUGCGCAAGCUCUGGAUUUCGCACAAGCUGUUAACCGCUGAGGGGAACCCCCGGAUGCGGGCCGCCACGCAGGAGACGAUGCGGGCCUUCCGCGAGGCGGAAUGCCGGACGAUGGUGAUGCUGGAGGGAAGCGAGGAGCCCGUCGUCAUCCUCGAGGGCCAGCGCGGUACCGCCAUCACGAGUCUUGCCAGUUCCGGGGGAACAGCUGCGUCCGGUCCUGAGUUGAAACAAUGGUUGUACGGGCUCGAUUACAAGCCCGACUUGUCCCUAUUGAGAUCGGAAGACGCGCAAAGCUAUCUCGCUUCCAUCUUCCGGCGGGAUCCACGCUGCAGCGCAUCUCCCAAGGAAAAGAUCGACCGGGCUGACGCCAUCGCGCUGCAUUACAUUGAGCUCGCUCUCGACUCUAUAGACAGGGAGGCGACCCCUCUGCAGUUCGAUGACCACCUGGGACGUUACGUUCAAUGGAUGCGCCGCAUACGUCGGCAACGGAGCCAAUGGACGCUCGAGUCCCGCGGUCUCGGCCAAUUGAACAUGGAGGACGUCUUGAGAGACGCCGAAUCUGAACCCACCCAGAGACUCACAAAGAAGGUCGGCCAGCACCUGCACCAGAUCUUGAAGGGAUCGGAGAACGCGUUGCAAGUCAUCUUCGAAGGCAAUCUCGCUGAUGAGUUCUAUCAUUGCGACGUGUUUGCGACCAACAACAGCAAGAUGGGAGCAUAUAUCGACAUCCUGGCCCACAAGAACCCGAAGCUUCGCCUGUUGGAGGUUGGCGCUGGCACAGGUAGCUUCACGGGUCGAAUCAUGCCUUAUCUGGCUCCGGGCGAAGAAGGAGGUGCUCCGGUGCCUGUGCGCUUUGGCGAGUAUAUCUAUACGGACGUAUCUGCCGGUUUCUUUGAAAAAGCUCGCGAGCGCUUCUCAUUUGUUGGGGACCACAUGAAGUUCCAGAAGUUGGAUUUAGAACAGACCCCGGCAAGCCAGGGGUACGAUGACGGAACAUAUGAUGUUAUCGUGGCCGGAAACGUGCUCCACGCCACAAGGGAUCUGGUCCAGACGCUUCGCUACGUCAAAGGACUCCUUCGCCCCGGCGGUGUGCUUCUCCUAGGCGAGGCGGUCAACCUGGACAACGUUCGUGAUGGUCUCAUCUUUGGUCUUCUCCCGGGGUGGUGGCUACGCGAAGGCCAGUGGUGGUCAACCGACGACGAAUAUAAGGACCAGGGUCCUCUUCUGACCGAGUCACAGUGGGACAUGGUUCUCCGAGAGGCUGGGUUUCCCGGUGUCCAAAUGGUGUUUCGUGACCACGAGGAGAAGCCGCACCAUCGGGUUUCCAUCAUCGUCAGCGCACGGCCGGAUGAAGAGGGUUUGCCCGAAAUCUCAUCACUUACACGUCCGGUCAGGGUGAACCCGUACCGGAUCGUCUUUAACCCAGCCUCGCCCCUGCAGAAAUCGAUAGCCGAAACUCUACAGGACUACAUUGCAAGAGAAAUCACUACGGGCGUAGUCGUACUUUGGGCGAUAGGGGAAGCCGCAACCCUGGACACCCAGCAGAUCCAGGAGGAAGGUGUCAUCAGUCUGCUAGACUUGGAACAUUCUGUUCUGGAAUCGGGAUGCGACGUGCAUUUCUCUUCCAUCAAGACGCUGUGUCUCGGCAGCAGGUUCGUGGUCUGGUUGACGUACGGAGCGGCCCCAGAGGCCUCGAAUCCGUGGGCCGAGGCCGCCGUUGGGUUCGGGAGGAGUGUCUGUUCCGAAAGAGGAGAUCAAGGCUUCAUCACCCUCAGCGUGGCGUCGCGUCCCGGAAGCCCAUCCGAAGCCGCUCCCCUGGUUCAACACGUGCUCCGUGUCUUAUGCCAGCUCGAAGCCGCUAGGUCUCCGACCGCCGAGAACGAGUCCGAGUUCUCGGAGAAGAACGGCGUCCUGUGCAUCCCUCGCUUCAUACCGGCUCCGGGUAUGAAGGACACCCUGUCAGAGCGAUGGGGGGCCCGAAAACCCCGAACUUACCGCUUUGGCCAGGACUCCGACGGCGGCACCAGCACCAGCAGCAAACCGCGCUUCCGCAGCAGCAUCCAAACACCUGGCCUGCUCGACACGCUAUACUUUGCUGAGGACCCUAACGGUUGCAGUGAGCUGAAGGACGGCGAGGUCGAGAUCGAGAUGAAGGCCACGAGCAUGAAUUUUAAAGAUGUCAUGAUCGCUCUCGGGCAGAUCCCUGGGAAGAGCUUCGGCUUCGACGGCGCUGGCGUUGUUUCUCGUGUUGCUCGCGGUAGCGAGCUUAGACCUGGAGACGCCGUGCUGUACUGCAGCUCCGACGGCGGCGGCUACGGCACAUUUGUGCGGUGCCCAGAAUUACAGACGGAGAAGCUGCCUGAAGGCAUGUCGUUUCACGUCGCGGCGGCGAUCCCUGCCGUGUGGUCGACGGUGGUCUACUCCCUCGACUAUAUCGCGCGGCUGAGUGCCGGCGAGACGGUCCUCAUCCACGCGGCCGCCGGCGGCGUCGGACAGGCAGCUGUGCAGCUGGCGAAGCUUCGCAGGGCCGAGGUCUUUGUGACGGUUGGCAGCGAGAGCAAGCGCGAGCUGGUCAAGGAGCUGUACGAUGUGCCGGACGACCGCAUCUUCAACAGUCGCAACGACAGCUUUGCGCAGGAGGUCCUCUUCGCCACCGGCGGGCGCGGCGUCGACGUUUUGCUGAAUUCCCUGGGUGGCGAGCUGCUGCGGCAGUCUUGGGAGUGCAUUGCGCCGUUCGGACGUUUUGUCGAUAUUGGUAAGGCGGACAUCAUUGCCAACAACAUGCUGCCAAUGGGGCCCUUUGACAAGAAUGUCACCUUUGCUGCGGUCGACUUGGUCGUCGUGCAUAAGGAGGGCAAGGCUCUGAUGAAGAGGAUCCUCAAGGACGUCGUGCGGCUCUUUGAGGAGAACCACAGCCUUCACGAGCCGAGGCCGUUGCACGUCUUCCCGCCUUCGAGAUUAGAAGAUGCGAUGCGCUUCCUCCAAGGAGGAAAGAACACGGGAAAGGUUGUAAUCGACUUCACCUGCGACGACGCGGUGGAAUAUCAGCCUUUACAGCGACAGGAGCGGUACAAUUUUGACGCAGACGCCACGUACGUGAUCAGCGGUGGGCUGGGUGGUCUGGGGCGCGAAAUCACUAGGUGGAUGGUCACUCGUGGAGCCCGUCACUUUGUGCUGCUAUCAUCGCGGGGGCCCUCUGAUAGACCAGAGGCAGUCAAGUUCUUGAAGGAAUUAGAGUUAUCCAGUGUCAAGAUCUUGGCCCCAGCGUGCGACGUUUCCGAUCGUACGUCACUCGAGAGCGUCCUGACCCAGGCGCGGGAGCAGUUGCCUCCCAUCAGGGGCUGUAUCCAGAGUGCUAUGGCCCUGCGCGACGACAUGCUCGCUAACAUGUCAUCGUCGGCGUUCCGCGAGGCCCUCAAUCCCAAGUGUGCGGGAUCUUGGAACCUACAUGAGCUCCUGCCGCGCGACAUGGACUUCUUCGUCCUCCUUUCGUCCUUUUGCGGCGUCAUGGGAAACCGCGGGCAGAGCAACUACGCGGCGGGCAACGCCUUUGAGGACGGCCUGGCGCGGCACCGUGUCGCUAGCAAUCUCAAGGCCGUCUCCAUCGACCUCGUGCUCGUGGCGGAAGCCGGGUGGGCGAUUACAAACUAUGAUUCCGUCACGCUGGGCCUGCGAGCCAGCAGCAACGGCCUCAUGCAGGCACAGCUCAUGGCGUUGAUGGACAUGGCGUGCGACCCGAGCUACGACUGCAACGCUUUUGGGGCCGCGCAGGUCGUGAGCAUGGUCGAGAGCCCCGCGGAGCUGGCUCGUCUGACGCGGGAAGGCUUGCUGGACUGGAUUCACAAGCCCAUGUUCAGCAACCUCCGGAGGAUCGGCGAGACGGACAGCGACACGGCUGACGACAGCAAGGCACGGAAGGACAGCCCGGUCGACGAGGUUGAUCGGCUUGCUGCUAUUAAGGUGGCGCCUGACCUAGAGACAGCAACUGAGAUUGUGAGGGCAGGCCUAGUGCAGAAGCUAGCCAAGUCGCUGUCCGUGUCUAGCGACGACAUGGACGUCGGAAAACCGGCGUAUAUUAUAGGCGUGGACUCACUCAUCGCGGUCGAGGUGCGUUAUUGGUUCAUGAAACAGCUGCACGUCGAGGUGCCUGUCUUUGAGAUCUUAAAGGACCGCAGCAUUACAGAACUAUGUAAGCACGUUGCAAGCAAGGCUCUACAUACAAGCUAG